This is a messenger RNA of Vicia villosa (hairy vetch), 2141 nucleotides long. RefSeq lists its product as uncharacterized. Bases 160 to 1722 code for a protein of 520 amino acids. Lineage: Eukaryota; Viridiplantae; Streptophyta; Magnoliopsida; Fabales; Fabaceae. The transcript has 12 exons. The record is from RefSeq and is a predicted model, not a curated record. Gene Ontology annotation, biological process: intracellular signal transduction; peptidyl-serine phosphorylation. Gene Ontology annotation, molecular function: protein serine/threonine kinase activity; ATP binding.
UCACUACAGCUUUGCAGCACUUUUUUCAAUCCCAACAAAUACUCCUCUCUUUCUCUUUCUCUCUCUAACAACUUCAUCAUCACUACUACACCGUCGUGUUGAAUCUUCACGGAUUCAUCAUCAUCAUCGCAAUCACAGAUCUCGUGAUCGGCGAUCCAAAUGGACGGUUACGAUGGAACCGUUAGGCUUGGAGCUAUUAACAUGAAGUAUGAUCGCGGCGACUUUGACUCCGGUGCCGACGUGUCGGUUUCUUCUCCGGUUACUAAACAGAAAGCUGCCGCCGCUAAACAAUUCAUCGAGAAUCAUUACAAGAAUUAUCUUCAAGGAUUGCAGGAUCGCAAAGAUAGACGUAGAGCGCUUCAAAGGAGAGUGCAGGAAUCUCAAUUACCAGUGGAAGAGCAGGAAGUGAUGAUGAGGAAUUUGGAGCGCAAAGAAACUGAGUACAUGCGGCUUCAAAGACGUAAAAUUGGAAUUGAUGACUUUGAGCAAUUAACAGUAAUUGGUAAAGGUGCUUUCGGUGAGGUGAGGUUAUGCCGUGGUAAAAGUACUGGAGAGAUUUUUGCCAUGAAGAAAUUGAAGAAGUCAGAGAUGCUUAGCCGUGGACAGGUGGAACAUGUACGAUCUGAGAGGAACUUGCUGGCAGAGGUCGAUAGCCGAUGCAUAGUAAAACUCCAUUAUUCUUUCCAAGAUUCAGAUUUCCUAUAUCUCAUCAUGGAAUAUUUACCUGGUGGCGACAUUAUGACACUGUUAAUGAGAGAAGAUAUUCUUUCUGAAAAUGUUGCUCGCUUCUACAUUGCUGAAAGUAUUCUUGCUAUCCACUCAAUACAUCAACACAACUAUGUACAUAGGGAUAUAAAGCCUGAUAACCUUAUACUGGAUAAAAAUGGUCAUUUGAAGCUUUCAGACUUCGGCUUAUGUAAGACUCUUGAUGACAAGUAUUCAACAAUUUUACUAGAAAAUGAAGAUUUUAACGGUCAAGAAUCAACUAGUGAAACUGAAGGAUAUUUUGUCUCCCCUUGGUUGAUGCCAAAGGAAAAAUUACAGCAGUGGAAGCGUAAUCGCCGUGCAUUGGCAUAUUCAACUGUUGGAACUCUUGACUACAUGGCUCCUGAAGUUUUGCUCAAGAAGGGGUAUGGAAUAGAGUGUGAUUGGUGGUCUCUUGGGGCAAUCAUGUAUGAGAUGCUUGUUGGAUAUCCUCCAUUUUGUUCUGAUGAUCCAAGGAUGACCUGCCGGAAGAUUGUGAAUUGGAAAGCAUGCCUGAAAUUCCCGGAAGAACCCAAGAUAUCAGCUGAAGCUAAGGAUCUCAUCUGUAGCUUAUUAUGUGAUGUUGACACAAGAUUAGGAACGAGGGGAGUAGACGAAAUAAAGGCUCAUCCAUGGUUCAGGGGUAUUCAGUGGGACAUGCUUUAUGAAUCAGAAGCUGCAUAUAAACCUACAGUCAUUGGAGACUUGGACACACAAAACUUUGAGAAGUUUCCUGAUGUAGGGCCCCCAUCCGUAACAGAAACAAUGGGACCUUGGAGAAAGAUGUUGACAUCCAAAGACACUAAUUUCAUAGGAUAUACUUUUAAGAAAUCAGACAUCCUUAAAUCAAUUGGAAGUACAGAUGAAGAUAUCAGAGUAAAUGGAUCAUCAAAAUCACCCUCAUUGAUUUCCUUGUUAGGGCAAAUGGAUUUGCAAGAUGUUGUUAUUACAGAAAAUGAACAGAAGUCAGAAACUUGAAUCAAAACUUGCUUGUUUUGCUUUUACCAAGUUAUGUACUCUAUUGAUUUAAGCUUGGCAUUUGAAGAUUGUAAAUGACCGAAGGUUAGAAAGCAAGCUUAUCAAUAAUUCAAUGCAGGCAAGACUGAAGUGAGAUCAUGAAUCUUGGGGGAGUUAAUUCCUGGUUGCACAGUUUUACUUCUUUCCAAUCUCUCAAACUAUGAAGUCAAACCCUAAUCUGUUUAUAUGCAGUUCUACUUCAGUCUUGUCAAUUCCAUUCCAUUAUUCUGUUAGUAUAGAAAAAAUUUUGGAUCUUAUUUUUGUUGGUAUACAGAUAUCUUGAUUGAAUUUUUGCAAAACAAUUAUUUUUGUCUUAAUAAUGUAUGGUUCUUGUUGAAUAUGCUAAAAAAAUGAUAAACGAAUUGUUGGUGUGUUUGGUA